GAUAGAAACUUUGUGAUUUUACUCAUUUUUAUUUUUAUUUUUUAUGUUUAGAAAGUGCUCAUGGCCCGGUGCCUUCACCCAGACAAAAUGUCCAAAUUUCUGAUGUCAUAAAUGGUUUGUAUUACUAGCAACAUUUUUAUUGGUAUACCUGUUGUAGUAUAGUUUAUCAAAGAAUGUACUGUAAACAUUUCUGAAUUUCUAGGUGAAAUCAAUAAUGCACAAAAUGUGGAAGAAAUGGGAAUCUUAUUGGAUUUAGAAGAUUAUAACAAUUUAGUGGAUGAUUCGAAUCCCUUAGCUUUAUCUAUUGUUGAUGAAGAUAUUGUGUUGAAUAUUCUCAAUAUUGAUGGUAAGUUUAUUCCCUAAUUUUUCUAGUGAGGAUUUACGUGAAUUUAUACAAGUUUAAAAUUGUGUAAACUAUUAGUCCUUUCAUUUCAGAUGAACAGGCUACAGCUUUAGGUUUGGAAACUCAGGCUAAUUUAGAACCAACUAAUGAAAAAGAAAAUAAUAUAGUCAAUGAUAAUGCAAAGAAUACAAGAAAAAAAUUGAAGCACCAAUCAAAACAAGAUCAGAUUAAGGCAUUGAGAAACAAAGGUUUGGCUCAUGUGAAUGUGAAGGGAAAACCAAAGGAAGCAAAGACUAUGGGUGGUCCAUGUGAGGAUUGUCGUUUCAAAUGCCCUACAAAGGUUAAUGAGGAGGAUAGACAGAAAAUAUUUUCGAGCUUUUGGGCCAUGGGAGAUCACACUAGACAGCAAGACUACAUAAAGGACCACAUACUUCGUAAAGAUCCUGCUGUUCAUUUCCCUGAUUCAAAGCACAAGCAAAAUACCAUUAAGUAUUUUUUUGUUAUUGAUGGAAAGAUGACAUUUGUUUGUAAAACUAUGUUCUUGCAGACUUUCAGUAUUUCUGAAGCCUGGACUAAAACAGUAGUGAAGAAAUUGAAAGCAGGCAAUGGUCACGUAAUUUCACCUGAUAUGAGAGGUCGUCACAACAAGGUUGCCCCCGAAGUUCACCAGAAGAAUACAGAGAAUGUUGAAGAGCAUAUUAAAUUAUUCAAAGCUGUACCAUCACAUUUUUGUCGAGCAAAAUCGCAAAGGAAGUAUUUACCAACUACUUUGAAUAUAAGCAAAAUGUAUCGCCUGUACAGGGUAUGGAUGUCUAAAGUGAAGCCAAAUGAUCAAGUGAAGGCUGAGACGUUCUACAGAUCUGUCUUCAAUACCAAAUUCAAUCUUGGUUUCCAUAAGCCUAAAAAAGAUAUGUGUGAUAUGUGUAGUGUUUUUGACUUGUGUAAUGCUGCUCAAAAAGCCAAAUUACAGGAAAAGUUUGACAUGCAUCUUAAACAUAAGAAUGAUGCAAAAGUUGCUCGCAAAGCUGAUAGAGAAUACGCUCAAGAAAAAAAGGACACUGUGUGUUAUGCAAUCUAUGACUUACAAAAAACAUUGUGUGUUCCCAAUCUUGACAUUGGCGAAGUUUACUACAAGCGGAAGUUAUCCAUGUAUAAUUUCACAAUCUACAAUGUUAUUGAGCAUCAAGGGUUUUGUUAUACUUGGAAUGAAAGCGAGGCCAGAAAAGGUGCAAAUGAAAUUGCAACAAGUGUUCUGCUGUUUAUUGAAAUGAUGGCAAACAGAGGAGUGAAAGAAAUUAUUUUCUGGUCUGAUAAUUGCAGCGGACAGAAUAAGAACAAGUAUUUGUUCAGUAUGUACACCCAUGCUUGUGCUAAGUACAAAAUCAAGAUAAUCCACAGGUAUAUGGAGAAAGGUCAUACUAUGAACGAGGCAGAUAGCAUGCAUGCAAGAAUUGAACGAUUCUCCAAAUUCAAGUCUGUAUAUGAACCAUUUGAUUGGAUUGACAUUAUCAAAAAUUGCAAGGUUAACGGAAACAAAUAUGAGUUAACUGAAGUGGGAGGACAAAUACUUGACUUUCACCCUCUAGCAGACAAGUACCAAAAGUGGACGCACCAAAAAGCUAAAUGGCGUUCUGUUCGUGAAAUUAUUAUUGAUAGUGAGACUCCUGGUAAGGUAAUGUUGAGGCAUGACUUGGGCAACCCUCAACAAAUGGAAAUAAAAAUUACUUGCAAAGUGGGACGUCCAAUUAAUCUGAACAGCUUUAAAUUUCAACAUGCUUAUAAUAGCCCUUUGGAAUUGGACAAAAAUAAGCUGAAAGAUUUAGCAAGCAUGUGCAAUGACUUAAUUAUACCAUCUAAUAAGCAUGCAUUUUACCUUGGACUGGUGAACUUCCCUGACUUGUCCAAUCCUUUGGCUUUAAUGGAUGAAAGUGAAGACGAAGGAAAUGUUGAAGAUGUAGGAAAUGAUAAUAAUGAAGAUUUUAACUGGGAGACAGACAGCGAGAAUGAGGAAUCUGAUUACGAAGAACAACUACAGAAUCUUCAGAGGCCUAGAGGUCGCCAAGAAAUCUUAUCUGAAGAAAGUGAUAAUGAGAGUGAAAAUGUUGAUGAUGUAGAUGGAAAUGACGAGGCUGAGCAAGGUAAAGAAAAUAAAGCCAAUGAAAGUGAUAAUUUUGAAUAUAAUUUGUGAUAAAUUUGAUCUCUCUUGUUUUGAUAUUUUAUUCUUGACAGCUUAUUAUUUGUUGUGAUACAUCACCUAGUACUAUAGAAGCUAUAGUAGUCCAUUGUUUUACUUCUAAUUUUACCAUGCUAUCAUUCCAAAAAGUAAUUUUAGUUUGUAGCUUUAACUCUAUGCAUAAUAAAAACUAUCAUUUUGACUGAUCUAACUCAAAUACACUCCUAAUUUUUUUCCUGUUCCUCCAAAAUACUGUGCUUGGCUUUUGAAUUAGUUAAAUCAUACUACUUUCUCCCCGUUCCUUCAGAAUAUUAGGCUUGUCUUAUCUGAAUUGAUCCAAACAU
This is a messenger RNA of Frankliniella occidentalis (western flower thrips), 2860 nucleotides long. RefSeq lists its product as uncharacterized. Lineage: Eukaryota; Metazoa; Arthropoda; Insecta; Thysanoptera; Thripidae. The transcript has a single exon. The coding region runs from base 639 to 2531 and encodes 630 amino acids. The record is from RefSeq and is a predicted model, not a curated record.